AUGCACCACCCCCGUCUCGCCGACUUCUACGAAGACUUCACCCGCCCACACACAUCCCUCCUCACCUCCUCCAACCCCGGCACAACAACCACAACAACAACGCACGCCCCAACCGCCAGCAACACCAACAACGGCGCCACCGGCUCCGGAACCACAACAGUAACAUACGGCUCGUCAUCCCCCACCCUCGUCCCCUCCUAUCUCCCCAUCGAAGACAUCUACGUCGCAGCGCAAUACCAGCCCCCGAACCCGGAAGACGAAGACGACGUGGUCCCGGACCAGCACGCGGCGUUUGGGAUCGCGAGGGCGAUGGAGCGGAGACGCGAGGCGGUGUGGCGCGAUCUGGGCAUGGAGGAGCUCAUGGGUGCGAGUGGGGGUGUUGGGGGGAGGGGCGGGGGUGGGCUUUUGGGGGGUGGUCUUGCUGGUGGUGGUUCUGGUGGGAUUGGGGGGUUGAAUAUGGGGGUGGGGAGUGGAAGUGCGGCGGGGGUUAGGGUGAGGGUUAAGGAGAGUGGGAGGAGGAUGGGAGGGAGGAGGGAGGUUAUUUGUUUGAGGUGA
Aspergillus melleus is the source of this 555-nucleotide messenger RNA. Its product is annotated as Apc13 domain protein. The transcript has a single exon. Gene Ontology annotation, cellular component: anaphase-promoting complex. The record is from RefSeq and is a predicted model, not a curated record. Gene Ontology annotation, biological process: positive regulation of mitotic metaphase/anaphase transition. Bases 1 to 555 code for a protein of 184 amino acids. NCBI's taxonomy places the organism in Eukaryota, Fungi, Ascomycota, Eurotiomycetes, Eurotiales, Aspergillaceae.